Messenger RNA from Teleopsis dalmanni, 886 nucleotides. Its product is annotated as patronin-like. The record is from RefSeq and is a predicted model, not a curated record. Gene Ontology annotation, cellular component: microtubule minus-end. The annotation marks the transcript as partial. NCBI's taxonomy places the organism in Eukaryota, Metazoa, Arthropoda, Insecta, Diptera, Diopsidae. Gene Ontology annotation, biological process: cytoplasmic microtubule organization; negative regulation of microtubule depolymerization. Gene Ontology annotation, molecular function: calmodulin binding; microtubule minus-end binding. The transcript has 5 exons.
GCCCGUCAACGUGCUUCCGUAAAAUGGCUUCUUUCAAAAGCUUUCAACAAUCAGACUCCAGAUAACCUUAAAGAACCUUUCUAUAGAGAUCAUGAAAAUCAAGAACGACUUAAGCCACAAAUCAUUGUUGAGCUUGGCAAUGCUACCCUGUAUUGUCAAGCGUUGUCUAAUUUGUAUUCAGAUCCAAAUUACCAAAGCUUAAACCAUUGGUCGAUUUUGCAAACUUUGUCACGGAAAGGAGUUCCAGUGGCAGAAUCUCCAGAUAUGCCAAUAACAGAAACAGUUCUGAUACAAACAAAUCCAUUAAAAAUUAAUGCCCAUAUGUCUGUGAUAGAAGCACUUAUGAUUUUAUAUGUGAAAGAAUGCACAUCCGGAGAAAGAAUAUUAAAUGCAAUUCGAAGAGUAUCUGGUAGCAAUCCAAAUAUACAGGAACAAACAUUUGAAAAAUCUUUGCUAUUAUGGAUUUCGCAUGUUUGUGCAGCACUGAAAAAACGCAUAGAUAAGGAAAUAGAAGGUGGUGCAGUCGACGAAAAUGGAGUUCGUUUGCAGUCACCAAAUAUUCCGCCAGUGCAAAAUUUUCAAGACCUUUGUAAUGGCAUUUGUUUGGCACUACUAAUUUCCUAUUAUUGUCCCAAAGUAGUUCCGUGGACUUGUGUACGUAUUAAUCAUUUGCCAGCUGUAGAGGAUUCGAUAUAUAAUGUAUUGAUAGUCAGUAAUUUUUCUCAAACCCAUUUGCCAUAUACAGUUUUUCAUAUGAAACCAGAAGAUAUCACUUAUAUGAGAGGUUCAAUGAAAACAAAUCUUUUAGUAUUGUUAGCAGAUCUUUUUAAUUUGUUUGAAAUUCAUCCAGCAAAGUGCGUUUGCUAUCCCAGCAUGGAUUCUCCUG